CAUGCCAGUUUUGGAGUCUGCAGGGUCUGCAGUGUUUUUCAAGGCCCUCCCCCACCCAUACUUCACGAGAAUUUCUUCUCGAAGCUCGAAGAAACAUUUCCCUGCGUUGGCGUUUAAUAAAUUGUGCAUACAUAACACCGAUGUGAGACGGACCCUAGUGUUGUAACGGACUAGAGAAACAGGGGAAAUGUCCGGUGAAUAUUUCGUGAAACGAGCGACGCUCGAUUACUUAGCAAUAUCGUUCAAAAGUAUCAGCAGAUAAAGAUAAAUAACGAGGAUCAAUCCCACGUACUCUGAGCUUCCAUGACAUGUUCAUUGUUCAUCGAAGGAAACCACAGCUUUUAUGACACUUCUGUUUACAUAUGCCGUCGUAAUUAUGCAGAAAUCCAAUACCGAUAACGCCAUGAGAAAUCUGUAUCUUAUCUUCUCUCUAGGUGAUUUGACCUUCAUUUCCUGUUAUAAACAAUUACAGACUAUUACUUGUUGGACUGAUCGGACACUGAGAAAUUUGACAGCAAGAUGCCAUCUACGUGUGGAGAUAUUCAGGAAGUGGCUGCCCUUGGAGUGCACACAAAUGUCGUUGAUGCAGCCUCAACAACAGAUAGUGUGGGCACUCACAGCGAUGUUUCCUGUACCACAACGAUUUCUGGUCGUCCCCGUAUCCAGGUGGUUUGCAUCCUGGAUCUCCAACAGCCAGAGCAGCUAGCGCUUCGCAAACGAGUGCUGGAGGAGAUAAAACAAGCCUGCGCUCUGGUGAACGCCAACAUGAAUCAUGUUCAAUUUGAAAAGCUGGAUUUCGGGGAGACAAACGUCUUGGACACGUUUUACAAUGCAGACGUGGCAGUGGUGGAUUUCUCCAUCCAGCUGCAGCAGUCGGCCUUGUCCUAUCAUCUGGGAGUGCGCGAGUUCUUCGAGAUGAAGGAAAAUAUUCUUCUCUACAACGAUGUAGACAGUGAGGCAACGAUCAGGCUGAAAGUGUCCUGUGGGAGCUACACAUUUGUGCCUUACAGGGUUUUAGAAUGUGGUGCAUGUGUCACGACAACUCUGGCAGCUACAAGAGCAGGAGAAGAGGCCAACGAUUCUAAACAACACCUUAAAUUAAAGCUGAAAAAACUUCUGCAGGACGUAGAGGUGCAGUCCAAGGCGCAUAUGAAGGAGAAAUUUUUGGUGGAUCUGAGAAGGGCUCGUGAGAUGUAUUCAGGAGACGAACUAGCUAAAAUCCUCAACAACAUGAGAAAACGUCUGGACGAUCCCAACGUCCUCUCAGGAGAAGUCAUUCUAAAUAUGUUGAUUUCGUUUAGAGAAAUUCAAGGAUACGACGCAAUGGUACAACUCGUAGAUGAUCUCCGAACGAUUCCCAAUCAUAAAAACUACAUAAAUACCCCGAUGAUAAUCUAUCUUUAUGGGUUCGCUUUGAGUAGAAGAAACAAAGAGGGCGAUCGAGAGAAAGCAGUUAGAGUAAUCGAAAAGGCUCUUGUGAAGAAGGAGAAUCAUGUGCCUGACAUGCUUUGCCUAUGUGGAAGAAUUUACAAGGAUCAGUUUGUGGAGAGUCGACACACUGAUCAGGAGAGUUUGAAUAACGCCAUCCGUUGGUACAGAAAAGGCUUCGAUGUUCAGCCCAAUGAAUAUGCUGGUGUUAACCUGGCGACACUCCUGGUUAUUGCUGGGAAUGAAUUCUCAAAAAGUGAGGAGCUCCAGCAUAUCGGGAUGGUUUUAAAUAAUUUGAUAGGGAAAAAGGGAAGCCUUUCCAGUUUGAAGGACUACUGGGACGUCGCUACAUUCUUUGAAAUUUCCGUCCUCGCGGAGGAUUAUGCCAAGGCCCUUCAGGCCGCCGAGUGUAUGUUCAAACUAAAGCCUCCCAACUGGUACCUAAAAUCUACUAUUGGAAAUAUUUCCCUCAUCGACCGAUUCAGGAAGAAGAAUGAAGAGGCAGAGACAUCUCCUGAAGAGCAGAUAUUCAGUUUCUGGACGGAUUUCUUUGUUGAAGCAACGAGAUCUGAAGUUGGAGACAGUAUUAGAUUUCCUCUUGUGAUUCUCGAGCCAACAAAGAUUUUCAUGCCAAGUUAUGUUAAUGUCAACCUUGGAGCCGAGGAGAAAUCCAUUCAAAUCUGGAAUCUCUGCUUGGACAGCAUGAAAAACAACUGCAAGCAGGUUCAUGACUGGCUAUUCACUGCUGACAUGAUUCGUAGUGUCAGUUUAUACAAGAGGGAUGAACGGUGUUUAUUUCUCUACGUUCACCAAAAUUCUGAUGACUUCCAAAUGUUCUUCCCCUCGAUUCAAUGUCGACAGAGAUUCUACGAUCUUGUUCUCGAGAUGACAGCUGAUGAAGAAGGCAUGGUGACAGAUCUUGACGCAUACAUGACUGAUGACCAGAUAAAGUAUGAGUACGAACUCGAUGAUCAGAAUAAACGAAAGAUCCUGGGAAAGGGGACCUAUGGAGUUGUUUUUGCUGCGAGGGACUUGAACACCCAGGUGAGAAUUGCUGUGAAGGAGAUUAGGGAGAGAAAUUUGGGAGAUGUCCAACCGCUGCAUGAGGAAAUCAAGUUGCACAGUCAACUUAGACACAGAAACAUCGUACAGUAUUUGGGAUCCGUCAGUGAGGAUGGAUAUUUCAAAAUUUUUAUGGAGCAAGUGCCCGGUGGCAGUCUCUCCGCAUUGCUGAGGGCCAAGUGGGGACCGCUCAAAGAGAAUGAAUCGACUAUUUCUUAUUAUACGAAGCAAAUCCUCGAGGGAUUGAAGUACCUGCAUGAUCAGAAGAUCGUUCAUCGUGAUAUCAAAGGUGACAACGUGCUUGUUAAUACAUACAGUGGAGUACUCAAAAUAUCAGACUUCGGAAUGUCUAAGAGACUGGCCGGUUUAUGCCCGAGUACUGAGACUUUCACUGGUACAUUGCAGUACAUGGCACCGGAGGUCAUCGACAAAGGGCAACGGGGAUACGGUGCACCGGCAGAUAUUUGGUCGUUAGGUUGCACAAUGGUAGAAAUGGCAACGGGUAAGCCACCGUUCAUUGAACUUGGCUCACCACAGGCAGCGGUAUUCAAAGUCGGAUAUUACAAAAUCCAUCCAGAAAUACCUUCGGAAUUAUCAGAACGUGCGAAGAACUUCAUAUUACGAUGUUUUGAACCAAAUCCGGAUGUGAGAGCAUCGGCUUCGGUUCUCUUGGAGGAUCCAUUCUUAGCUGAGAAGAAAAAAAGCUCUCGACUGGCAGCACCACCGGACUUCAGUCGCAGUAUUUCAGUGCCAAGCGAUCGGAUCGAGCGACUGGGUAAAUGUGACAAAACGAAUAACAAUCAUAUUGUCUCAGCACCUGGAAUACAGACAUCCCAGUCCGACGACAGCGGAGCGUUGACGAAAUCAAGUCCAUUGAGAGACCGUAGUCCUGCCCAUCUACUGUCACCAAUCAGUAUGCCAACUGCCUGCUUGUCUUUCAACAGUACAAUUGGAAGUACCCCGUCUAUAGACAUAAGUGAAACAGACACAGCAGGGUGUUCAAUGACGCGAAGAAGCUCCUCAGGUGGGUUGCUCUCCCCCGAAGUAGAAUUGACAGGACAACCGGGUCAAAAAUCAGUGGAGGAGCAGGAAGGUUUUUAUCUGUUGAAAAAAGACAGUCAACGACGCAUGACACUGACAAGAGUUCUUAGCCAAGAUGAAGCAACAAUAUGCGAGGUUUGGCUACGAAACAUCCAUCAAGAUGUCGGACAAACUGUUCUGCAAAUGCCACAUUUGGAGUUACUCAUGCGUGGAAUAAGAGAUUACAUAUCGGAUCAGAAUCAAGAAGCAAUUGCAGGAGCAUUCAGAACCCUCAAGGAAGAAUUGGAAUUCGACUCUACAACUAUAAAUCAUUUUCAUCUUGCUAUUUAUCUAUUUCAAACAGCAGUUAACGAGGUACUGAGAAUGCACAGCAUUAAACCACAUUGGAUGUUUGCAUUGGAUAAUCUAGUCAGAAAUGCUGUGCAGGCUGCUAUCACUGUAUUAUCUCCAGAACUUGGUGCAGGUUUAAUUGAGCAAGAGCGAGUUCCAGCUGGGCCGGAUGGCCCUGAGGAAGGCUCAACUUCUGGAGUAUCCACCGUGAAUUCAAUAAAGUCUCAGAAAAUCGGAGACUCCAGCGACGCUAAAUAUUGGCGAGAGUAUCGAGAUCAAAUGGGCUCUCUGAAGAUUGAAAAUAUGAGGCUAUUACAGGAGUUGUUGGACAGUCAGAAAACGUUCCACUCUAUUCUUCAACAAGCGCUGGAGGAGCAGAGGCUGCAAGUGGGAACUUUGACCCAAUUAUGUGAAGAUAUCAGCAGAAAAUUUGUCAGGCAAGAGUCUGGUUAUAACUCAAGUCUAUGCGGGAUAGCAACGUCACCGCAGCCACAUUUGGUACCUCAAAUAAGCAUAACAGACCACAAUAACCCAUCAAACGCAGACCAGAGACUCGUAGAGUGGCUUCAAGGUCUUGGUGUAGACGACGCCUCGAUUGACAGGUUUAUUUAUGAGGAAUACACACUCGAGGAUGUAUUGUUCCACAUGUCACGUGAUGAUCUGAGGAAAUUGAACCUGCGAGGAGGUGUAGAGCUCAGGAUAUGGAUGGCGAUAACUUCGCACAGACAAAAUAAUAAUUUUUCAUAAAUUUUCCUAAAAGAGUUCAUCUUAAUCAUUGAGAAUAAUCAUGUUUUUGUACUAUAUACCUAUUAUCAGUGUUCUUCUCUAGGUAAGUUUUUUUUUAUUGAAAUUACAGAGCGUAAGGAUUUGCAUAUUGCGUGAGAUUAUGAAAUAGUCUGUUAAUUAACUGCUCAGUUUCACGGAGUUAAACACAAAUAAGGAAAUUUAUUUUGAAUUUUCUUUUUAUGACGGCAAUCAUUCAUUCUGCAAGGAAAUUAAUUAUUUACUUGAACAUGCUGUGGCAGGAUGAGUUCAUAAUCAUCAGAACAAAAUAAUGCAAUUGAAGUGAUUCAAUUUCACCAAUAAAUACUUAUCUUUACGUUCAUUAAUCAGAUAUAUUGACGUUGAAAUCAAGAUAUUGAAAUCGAGAUAUUACCAUUUCAUGUGAUAAAAUCUAGCACGCCCAAUGUUCAAGUGCCUUUGAAAUGAUUAUUUUUUCAGCUAACUCGAGAUUUAUCGAGUGUUAUAUUUAAGCUGUCUUCCUACGAAUGUACAAAUUUAUCAAGAGAAAUAUUUACCAUAAAGUUGAUUAUUUACAAAGUAAAA
This is a messenger RNA of Diachasmimorpha longicaudata, 5187 nucleotides long. RefSeq names its product mitogen-activated protein kinase kinase kinase 15 (gene Ask1). Gene Ontology annotation, molecular function: protein kinase activity; protein binding; ATP binding. The coding region runs from base 520 to 4608 and encodes 1362 amino acids. The record is from RefSeq and is a predicted model, not a curated record. The transcript is spliced from 13 exons. NCBI's taxonomy places the organism in Eukaryota, Metazoa, Arthropoda, Insecta, Hymenoptera, Braconidae. Gene Ontology annotation, biological process: MAPK cascade; protein phosphorylation.